Lethenteron reissneri (Far Eastern brook lamprey) is the source of this 3998-nucleotide messenger RNA. Its product is annotated as cilia- and flagella-associated protein 206-like. Lineage: Eukaryota; Metazoa; Chordata; Hyperoartia; Petromyzontiformes; Petromyzontidae. Gene Ontology annotation, biological process: regulation of cilium beat frequency; regulation of flagellated sperm motility; sperm axoneme assembly. Gene Ontology annotation, cellular component: axoneme; ciliary basal body. The record is from RefSeq and is a predicted model, not a curated record.
CAUGAUCUAUACAGAUUCCAGAAAGAUGUAGCGGACAAGAGUUCGGCCUGAUAAUGAAGAUUAAUAAAUAAUGUUUCCUGAACAAUUUAUAAAUUCACAUUUGAAGAGUUUCAUAUGUAUUUUAAAAAGAGCGGAUCGCCGCCUCAUUGGCGGUUGCGCGGGUCACGUGCCCCGAAAGGACCAAUGGUGUGGCGGCGUGGCGGGGCCCGAGGGUUGCCGUGGAGACGCGUCUCUGAGGCCUGCGCGAGGAGAAGCCCGAGAGUCGCUCAGGAGAGUUAAAUCGCCCCGCAGAGAAGGAGCAGAACAACAACAACAACAACAAGGACAACAACGACAACAACAACAACAAAACAACGACAACAACAACAACAACGACGACAACAACGACAACAACGACGACAACGAGACGCAAACUCUUCAGAAGACAACUACCGAUCACAGUGACGCAGCGAGGAUGUCGCGAGCGCAGGCGGAGGGCGUCAUUAAGAACAUCAUCCGCGAAAUCGGCCAAGCGAGCGCGGCGCGGGGAUGCUUGGCGUCGGAGACCCUCGUGGCGUUUAUGUCGUGAAAGCAGGUUGUGAGGAGACAUUGCGCAACGGAGCUGAUUGGUUGCGCUGUCUGCAGGUGAAGGCCGUGGUUCUUGACCCCCGCAAUGGCUUCAACGUGGACCGUACGUUGACUAAGGAGGACGUGCAGAAACUCAUCAAGCUAUGCGAGGACCGAUUGCUGGACAAUAGCCGCCCUUCGCUGGAAACCAUUAAAAUGCAGGUGUAUUUUGACAUGAACUACACAACCCGAGCUGAGUUCCUUGAGGAGCACCGGCGCGUCCUGGAGACCAGGCUGGCGCCCAUCCAGCGUGAGAUCACGGACAGCCGGGCACGCUCGCGGGAGGAGUUAGAGGCCCUCUACCGCAAGGUGGUGAGCUACGUACUGCUCUCUUCGGGCCUCGGAUCUCCCACGCACAUCGCCGUCGUCCGUGAGGCCACCGCGGCGCUGCAGAGCGUUUUUCCACAGACGGACCUGGGCACCUUCCUGGCCAUGACAAAAAAAGAAAAGGAACAGCAGCUGACGGAGCUCUCCCUCAUCACCACGGGCAUCCGCCUAUUCAACAAGAAAUGUGGCAAGGGAGGGGAGGGCAUCGAUGACUUGCCGGCCAUCCUCAACGAGGCCAUCCCGGCCGCCACCAAGCACCUCGACGCGGAGCUGGGAAGCACACGGCAGCUGGCGCACCGCUACACCGCGAUCCUGGAGCAGUGCUCCGAUCCGGCCGACCAGCUGGUCCGGGCCGGCAUAUUCCCCGACACCCUCAGAGAGCUGUUGUUCAACUGUCGGCAGCACGAGUGCUUCCUCAAGAUAUUGUUGGGAGACAUGAUCACAUCGGCCGGAGAGGUGGAGUCUCUGCAGAGCCAGCUGGCAUCUCACAUGGACGCGCUUCAGGGCAUCAUCCAGGCCAAGCAGGCCGUGCCCACAACGCAAGUCUACCCUCAUUUCAUGGCGGUGGCGCGGGUUUGGUGCAGCUUCCAGGACCAGAUGGUGCUGCUCAGCGUCCUCAGCAACGUCAUGACCAACCUGACGCCCUUCCUGGAGCCUCACGGCCGCCUGUGCCCAGAGACGCUGCUGGUGCCGCUCGUGGGCAGCAUCGCUGAGAAGAGCGAUGCUCAGAGGCUGCAGGAGGCCGCGGGUGACCAGGUAAACCCAGCCGAUUUCAAGAGCCAGGAGUGGUUGUUCCCCAAGACCACACGAAACCUGGACCGCCUCCCCAUCCAGUAUCGGGGCUUCUGCGCGUACACGCUGGCCGCCAGAGACACACUGCUUCUGCCAGGCAACACAAACAUUGGAGUUCUGAGGCACAGGGAGAAGCUCUACACCUUCUCCUCCAAGCAGGCCGCGUGCGCCUUCGCCAGCAACCCGGACCACUUCGUCGGCAUGGUGGCCGAGGCAGCCAGGCGCUCCGCAGAGCUCAUUCAGCUGCUGGAACUACACCAGCAGUUCGCAGUCAUUACGCCCUACUCCCGGACACGGGAGCAGGGCGGCCCCGCCGAGACGCCCAUCACCAAGUGCGACAGUGGAACGCAGACGGACACGCACAUCCUGGAGUCCAGCAUCGUGAGGUCGUACGAGUGGAACGAAUGGGAGCUCCGGCGCAAGGCCAUUAAACUGGCAAAUCUGCGGCGCAAGGCCACGCACUCGGCGCAGACGGACCUGAGCCACCUGCGGAGGGACGGCGCCACUCAGGUGUACCUCCCGCGUGAGGUGGGCACGCAGACCAAGCGUGAGGGCGCCACCGACGUGCCGAGGCCCAGCGUCUACCUGGCCGGCCUUCGGGGCGGCCCCGCCGGUCAGCCGACGCGCGCCGUGCACGUGGACCUCACGCGCUACCCCGAGCAGCCUUAGUGGGACCACGCCGUGCCACACUGGGCCUACCCUGAACUACGUCACGUAGGGGCUAGGCGUAUAGAUAACAAAGGUUAUUGGUAGCUAUAAGGCACCUAUAAAGUUGCGUCGUCAUUCUUGUUUGCCCUUUUGCGUUGAAUUGCCACUGCACGAAAAAUUAUUUUCCUGAGCUGAUCUUAUUAUGUGUAGAGUGCCGUUGCACUCUACCUUGUCGAUGGCUUGGUGAAAUGGCAACCUACAGAUCUACAAGUGUGGCUCGGGCUAAGGCUGAACAGAUUGCUGUUGUUGCCGUGCCUCAUUAGGUUUUCUGACGUUUGUGUGUGCUUCACCGUGCUGGUUCAUGGCUUGGUCAGGGUUUUCCUCGGUCGCAGAAGCACAGUGCUGAAGCGUGCUCAAGUCUCUUCUCGUAUUUUUACGUGUUCUUUUAAAUAUGCAGUGGACCUCCAACUGCGAUCACAUCUUCAGGCUUUGUACGAAUUGGCAGAAAACAUUUCCUACAGCAUCCUGUCCAGCCUGCUACUUCUGUGUAAAUGGUUUAAAAUUGUAGUCUUUAUACUCACUCAAGUGCCACACUGUUCACACACUACUCAUGUGGAGAGGGUCUGUCUCUAUUCUUGAAUAAAAAAACAAGUUGCCAUAACAAUCUCUAGAGGUUCCUAAUGUCAAUUUUUAUUCUAGAUUUAGAGGCUUGCUUUUCUCUGGUGGGCAGAAUUAGCAGAGGCUGUUUUGUUCUCAAGCACUCACUGUGCCGUGCCAUGACCACUGCCGCCACCGCCGCAGGCUGUGCGACACCCUGGUGCGGUGUUGCAGCAUCAGCAGCAGCACUUCACAGCCAUCUGGCUGUCAGCUACAGCUGCUGCUACACCGCGUGAUAUGGACACACGCUAUUAUGCAAAGCCACACAAUCUACUGGGCACGUGCUCCCCCACCCACUGAGACGGUGAUAAUUAUUUCCCGUUUUGCGUUGGCUAAAUGAGGAUUAUAAUGAUGUGCUGGACAGUGUCGUGGGAUAAGCCACAUUAUUAAGGCCUUUGGGAGGAGAUGUACUGCCUGUGGGGCACGACUUUAUAUCCUUGCAAUUUAAUAAAUGAUAGAAACGAUUGGAAAAUGUAAUUUAAAACAUGGAGAAAGUAAAACCGUCAUCUCAAAACAUCGCCUUUCAAUUCUGUAAAACGAAUCUGCAGUUCCCCUUGAAAGAGAGACACAUGUUGGUAGACUAGAAACAGAUUUGUCAUAACUGGCAAGCUGCCAGCCACUGCGUGGUGAGUGAUGCUUGUAGCCACGGCUUAAUUUCUCAGAAUAUUGCCCGGGCCGCUGUUUGACUGGAGUAAGCGGUACCCAAACUCGUAGUAUCCACAGCCAUACCGAGAUAUUUAUAAUGGAUGUAGUGUGCCGGAGGUGGAAUUCAUUUCUGGGUCUCUAACCUGGACAGACGCAGCUGAAAUGAAACUCAACUGGGGCUUCUGGCGAUUUCAUGUGUGCCACUCAUCCAGCAGCCUGCAUUAUUUAUGGCACAACAAUUACUGAGUUUUCCACCGAACCACCACCCUGUUAAUAUUUUACGUAAUUUUUACCGAUGCACCUUUGUGUGCCAUGUUUUUUUA